This is a messenger RNA of Penicillium cataractarum, 2205 nucleotides long. RefSeq lists its product as uncharacterized. Gene Ontology annotation, molecular function: DNA-binding transcription factor activity, RNA polymerase II-specific; acetyltransferase activity; zinc ion binding. The transcript has 2 exons. Gene Ontology annotation, biological process: regulation of DNA-templated transcription. Lineage: Eukaryota; Fungi; Ascomycota; Eurotiomycetes; Eurotiales; Aspergillaceae. The record is from RefSeq and is a predicted model, not a curated record. Bases 1 to 2205 code for a protein of 734 amino acids.
AUGACGGCUGUCGCAACCGCUCCCGUGAUGAGUAACCAUGACUCUGGGUCGGAGCCCCGAACAGACCAUAGCCCCUCUCGCUUUACCGCGGUCAACGGUAGAGACUCGGUCGCAUCAAACCCCCACGGUCCGACUGUGGUUCCUGGCACCCCAAUGAACCAAGGGGACAGAGUCGUCGCGGCAGCGCCAGCGCCAGCGGCACCUUCAAGCGACAAUGCGGAACCACCGCGCGACAGCUUGGGCGCCCGGGGCGAUCAUCACGACGACUCACAACGAUCCUCACCGUCUGGAUCUAACAAACACAAGCGGAAGCGAUCGGGGUCGGGUGACCAGGAAGCUCGACAGCAAUCAGAACCUGGCUAUCAUCAUCAUCAUCACCAUCACCAUCACCACCCUCACCAUGUCAGUCGCAGCUCGAUUGGCCAUUCGGAAGAACUGUCCCCUCUCCAUGCCAAUGGGGCCGGGCCAGGAUCGGUCUCCUCGGAGAUGGACUCGAUCAAUCCGGUCGCCGCCUCGGGCCACCGAUCGGAUACGAAUGAGACGUCACAGCCCCCAUCCACGGGCCCUUGGCCCGAUUAUGACACUCAGUUGAUCAGUCAGGCCCAACGGGCGCAACAGAUCGAUCCCUCCGAUGCACACUUGGCCGAUGCCCUCCAGCGAGAGGCUCAAGGCCAGGAAAACUCCCGCAAUGGGGGAACUGAUCGCUCCGUGCCGCCAGCCCCCAACGUGCAGCCUGCAUCGUCCCCGACCUAUGUCUCUGAGCGCGCUGCUGGGGCUGUUCAAGUCGCACCUAAGCGAAAGCGUGUCUUCAGCAACCGCACCAAGACAGGUUGUAUGACCUGUCGCCGCCGAAAGAAGAAAUGCGAUGAGCAACACCCUGCGUGCAAUAAUUGUAUACGUGGCGGGUUCUUGUGCGAAGGAUACACCUCACGAAGUACCUGGCAGAAGCCUUCGACAACGAAACCACCCGUCCCGCUACAGUCCAAGGAAGGUUAUCCAGAUAUGAGCGGCCAGUAUCUUCCAGAACCCAUUGCUCAUCAUGACCGGCCACCCGCAGGAAUGCCCGAUCAUAUGGAAUCGCGGAAAAUGCGACCAUUAGGGGAGGACAAUGAACGUGUCCCUCAACCAUAUACUACGAGCCCAUCCAACAAUACAGCACCCAACCAUGCGGCAUCGUCCUCAUCAUCGUCCUCAUCAUGGUCAAAACGCACCUGGUCGGGCCCGGGCCAUUCGGCGUACGCACCGCCCGACCACCUGACUAAACCCGAUUAUCGAGAAGUGGCCCCAAUUCACGAGCUUCCUCCUCGAGAAUCACAUCCGAAGCCAGACUACCCCAUGGUUCCUCCUAUCCGGGAGUUCUCGCAUGCGCCACCACCACCGCCGCCACAGAAGCCCAAUAGUUUACCACUGUUUCAUGGGACAACCGCUGAGCAGCAACGGCCCAUGCCCCCGGCGCCAGCACCUGCGCCAGCCCCAGCUCCGACCCCCAUGCCAACAUCCGCGAUGGACACCAGCAGUCCGCAGACGCAGGCACGGAUGGCGCUCAAAAUCGAGCAUCAACUAUCAUCCCGUGCAAUCAACGUGGAAGAAACGGAAAAGGACAAAAUGAUUCGCGGCGAACUGUACCGGCCUUUCGAUCUCCAGUUAGUGGAAGAGAGGGAUCGGUGCAAGCGCGCACUGUGGCGAUUCAACAAUGCUUGCAAUCCACACUACGGGUUAAGCUCGAAGGAGCAGAACCGUCUCCUCAAGGAAAUUCUCGUUCCCCCUUCGGGUUCGGUCGCCAAUUCUCCCUCUGGAGUCGCGGUGCCUCAUUCCUCGGGGUCCAUUGGACAGGGUGCGGUGGUGGAAUCCCCCUUCAAUUGCCAUUACGGAUAUAACAUCCAAAUCGGAGAAGAUGUGAUGAUACAUCAGAGUUGUCUGUUUGUCGACGACUGCGGCAUCAGCAUCGGUGCGCAUAGUUGGAUUGGCCCAAAUGUCACCUUGCUGAGCUCGAUGGCCCACUCCAGUAUGCAGGAGCGCAAAGGGUCCCAGAGUCGCUAUCAAGGCCGACCCGUCAUCAUCGAGGAGGACUGUUAUCUAGGCGCGGGCUGCACCAUUUAUCCCGGAGUGCACCUACAUCGAGGUGCCUAUGUCGCGCCUGGCGAGGUUGUGAAGACUGACAUCGUUGCUUAUGGGUUCCAAGGAUACAAGCCCAGUUAUAUGUGA